Molecule: messenger RNA, 522 nt
Organism: Calliphora vicina (urban bluebottle blowfly)
Lineage: Eukaryota; Metazoa; Arthropoda; Insecta; Diptera; Calliphoridae
Exons: 3
Coding region: 1-522 (173 amino acids)
Source: RefSeq, a predicted model, not a curated record
AUGCCAGAUAGUGGAGUUUUGAAUACAGCAGCCGAUGAGGAAAAGAAAAAAUUGAAAUUGGUUUUGGAUAAGUUGGAUAAAGUCAAGGAUGCUGAGCAUAUUCUAAAAACGGAUAUAACUUUUGAUAAAGUUGGGGAAGAUGAGGUCAAGAUCAAUGGUCAAGUUGAGCAGUCUGUAGAUUUGGAUGAUGAAUAUAAACUCAACAUGGAAGUUUACCAUUCCCCAGAAAAAGAUGGCGAAUAUAAAAAAGUUGUUGGCGUUGCCAAUGUCGGUGUUUGCCAAGUCAUGGCCAAUCAAUAUAAAAAAUAUUUCUAUGACACAUUGAAAAACUAUGCUAACGCUCCCGAUCCGGAUAAAUGUCCAGUGACACAGGAAACCUAUGUGGUUAAGGAUUAUCCCUUGGACUCAAGUAAAUUUCAGAAAUUUUUACGUCCCGGUUUCUAUAAAAUUGUAAGUUCUUUAAAUCACAAAGAAGAGGAAGUCUUGCAAUACACUGUGGAAGGCCAUACAGAAGAAGAAUAA